GACGAAACUAUUUCACGCACUCUUCAAAAAGGAGGGUUAUUGUGAAUUGAAAACAAGUAAAUUCUUGUUGCAUGCUAUGAAUUUAUACAGAUGCAAAGAAGCUUUUCCAUGGUUUUAAGCUAUAAAUGUGACAGAAUAAACUUGGGUGCCCUGUCUUAUAGAGAAGUGUAAGAGUGUAAUUGUAACAGAGAGAAGGAAAGGCUCAAAACAUGCAGGACCUUGAGGUGUUCAAGCAGAUACCUGGAUAUAAAGCCAUUCUGAAAGCUGUCCUUAAAAAUCAGAUCCAGUCUCUGGUAAAUCAGUUAGCUCAGCAGACGGGGGAAGAAUCUGUUCUAAUCACAGCUUCACUAGAGGAGGGUACAUUGACGCAGCUAGGCUCCGAGUUUGGCAAGACGUUUCUCGAAGGUCAUGAUGAAAUCAAAUCACAGUUCCUAGGAUUCUGUCUCAAAAGAAAUCAAAUACAAAAGCAGACAAAAGAGUUCCAAGAAUCAAAACCUAGAAAAAGCUGGUCUGCUAGACGACCUAAUACUACACGAUCUGAACCAUACCCUGUCUCCUUGACAACCAGUAUAUCUAGGUCAGGCAGUCAGAAAGCCGAACAUGGGCGGAGAAAACCUAGCAAGACAAUCAAAACAGAAAUCAAAACAGAACCUACAUUCCAGUAUAUAACUCCAGGUACUGAAGAUUACGAUGCAAUGUUCACCUCGUACCCUACCAGUAACCUUGACCCCUUGACCUCGGAAGGUCAAAGUGACAGUGAGCACCCAGAAAACCACAGUCAGUCUCAAGUUGCAGUAAAAACUGAUGUGGUGAACAAACAAGUUCAUGUUGACAAUCUAAUGGUUACAAAAGAUGGCAGCGUUGAGUCUUUGUACACAGAGAACUCAGUUGACUCGAUUAGCCAGGUAGACAACCACAGCCCAGAUGGUGUGUAUGAAGGGACAGAUUCUUCAGACAUGGGAGCAGAUGAGGCAGCUAAUGUAUGUGAUGAGAUUGUGGCCGGACAAAAAAAUGAACCUGACAUGGAUACUGAACACUUCUCUGGUGAAGAUCAGAUGAGAGCAGGUCAUUUUCAGAAUGGAGGGAUAGAUACAGCAGAUAUGAUAACCGACCUAGGAUCAUCCAAAAUACAUGAUGUAACACCAUUGAAAGAAACCAAACCCAAAUUGAAAUUAUUUAGUCGAAACAGGAAAUCAAAUAUGCAGAAGAGUCUGAAAGAACGCAAAGCUGAACUUGAAAACUACCUGAAUCUCGAAAACACAGAUCGGCCGUACCCGUGUAACCUGUGUCCGAAACGCUUCAAAGAGCGGCAUCAUCUUGUAUAUCAUCUCCGAACACACAGCGGGCAUAGACCGUACGUGUGUAGCAUAUGCAAUAAAGGGUUUACACAGUCAAGUUCUCUUAACACGCAUAAAAAACUUCAUCUCAAGGACAUGUCGUGUGAAUUCUGCGGCUUGGUGUUUAGAAAAAUCUCUCUACUACAGAAUCAUGUAUGUAGGGCUCUGACGGAUUUAAACAACACCAUCUGAAAAUAUGUAAGUUAGUGGUUUUCACUGCCUGAAAAAUAUGUGUAUAGGCUGAAAUACAAGAGGUUGCCAGUUGGUUGUAACUUAGAACCAGCAAUUUAUUCACAUUUGAUGAUAAAUCGAUUCAAAUUUGACGCCAUCCAUAAAUUGAGGAAAGUUAAUUGAGCUGAAGAUCAAAGUUUACAGAUCAAGUGAACUGUUUGAAAUAUAAAAGGGAAGCAACUCUCAUAGUUGGGUAAAUGUUUGGGUUAUUAAACACUGUGGCCAUAAAUAUCUUCAAAAAGUGUUUACAUACAGU
This is a messenger RNA of Ruditapes philippinarum (Manila clam), 1824 nucleotides long. Its product is annotated as zinc finger and BTB domain-containing protein 14-like. The transcript has 5 exons. Gene Ontology annotation, cellular component: nucleus. The record is from RefSeq and is a predicted model, not a curated record. The coding region runs from base 210 to 1529 and encodes 439 amino acids. Lineage: Eukaryota; Metazoa; Mollusca; Bivalvia; Venerida; Veneridae.